AUGAGUUAGUUAGUAGAAGUAAGUUAAUUAAUUUAUUUAUUUAUUAUUUAUUUAUAUAAGAACUAUUUUAGCUUAGUCAGACUUCAAUUGUUAUUGCAUCAAUAUCACCAUUUAGCAUAUUAGUAGGGUUUGAUUAUAUUUUAUUCUGAUAGAUAUCUUUUCUUAAGCUUUAUAUAGAAUGAGACUUAAUGCGUUUCUAUUGAAGAGAGCUCUAUUUAACGCUUUUUAGUACGGGUGGAGGGAGAAUUGUAUAGGGUGUGUAUACUGCAACCCCUCUUUCUUACAUGUAUCUUUUUCUUUCUAUUAUAAAACUUUCUAAUUAGUUCACUUUUCUUUUCUUGA
Tetrahymena thermophila SB210 is the source of this 342-nucleotide messenger RNA. RefSeq names its product transmembrane protein, putative. The record is from RefSeq and is a predicted model, not a curated record. Lineage: Eukaryota; Ciliophora; Oligohymenophorea; Hymenostomatida; Tetrahymenidae. The transcript has a single exon.